Penicillium chermesinum is the source of this 1044-nucleotide messenger RNA. RefSeq names its product putative Swr1p complex component (Swc5) (gene swc5). The transcript is spliced from 2 exons. Bases 1 to 1044 code for a protein of 347 amino acids. The record is from RefSeq and is a predicted model, not a curated record. Lineage: Eukaryota; Fungi; Ascomycota; Eurotiomycetes; Eurotiales; Aspergillaceae.
AUGUCGGUAGAUCCCGUUAUCGCAGCUGCAGAGCUGGAGGACGAGCCCUACGAUUCGGCUGAAGACGAAGAUUUCCAAUUGGAGGCUGUCCAGGACGACUCUGACCUGUCCUCCGACUCGGACGCCGAACCCGCGAAGAAGAAGCGCAAGACCGAUAAGAAGUCAGAUGCACCCGCUGAAGACCUUGAUUCUGGAGAUGAAGUCACAAUCAAGAAGGCUCAAGAGAAGCGGGAAAAGCGACGAAAGAGAAACGCCAGGGGCAAAAAUGCGCGCGACGACGACCUUGACUUGUCGGAUGAUGAUGAAGGGGGCACAGGCGGUUUUGUACGGACACGUGCAAUGAGGGAGAAAAUACAGGAGGAGCGGGAGCGCAGACCGUUGGCUCGAAUCGAUGGCGCGACUGUGGACGUUGACGAACUGUGGGCGCAGAUGAACACCCCUGGAAACGAGCUGGGCUUGCGGCCAAGCCAGAUCAAACACGACAACGAACCGACCCCAGAGGUUGAUCACACAGCCGACUCGAACACGCAGGACCAGAGAGCUCCAGAGCCGGAAAAUAAUCCGCGCCAUAUCCACACCCCACAAAUGAUCAAGAUCAAGCGUACCUACAAGUUUGCCGGCGAGAUGAUCACGGAGGAGAAGGUUGUACCAAAGGACUCCGCGGAGGCUAAAGCGUUUUUGUCUAGUGGUGAGAACGUCGAAUACGCCGAGGUGGAAGAUGCAGCCGCGAAUGUUGCGCCAAACCUGCGUCGUCCCUUACGCAAGAUCUCUCGCUUCGACCCUAACCCGACCGGCUUGAUCAAGAAGAACUGGGAGAAGCAGUCGGUGGAAGCGGGCGGGGACAAGGCAACUGGCCCCAAGAUCAACACGGUGGAGAAGUCUCGACUCGACUGGGCCCAAUAUGUGGACCAGGCUGGAAUCAAGGACGAGCUGCGGGUACACAGCAAGGCUAAAGAGGGAUAUAUUAAUCGUAUGGACUUCUUGGGUCGUAUGGAGGCGAAGCGAGACGAGGAGGCUCGCCAAGCUCGCCUCAAGGGCAUGUGA